Hydra vulgaris (swiftwater hydra) is the source of this 1006-nucleotide messenger RNA. RefSeq lists its product as uncharacterized. The record is from RefSeq and is a predicted model, not a curated record. Lineage: Eukaryota; Metazoa; Cnidaria; Hydrozoa; Anthoathecata; Hydridae. Gene Ontology annotation, molecular function: alpha-1,6-mannosylglycoprotein 6-beta-N-acetylglucosaminyltransferase activity. Gene Ontology annotation, biological process: protein N-linked glycosylation. Gene Ontology annotation, cellular component: Golgi apparatus.
UAUUUAAAAGUAAACAUUAGCGCGCGUAAUAUAUAGUCAACUUCGAAAAAACGUUUUAAAAAGCUAAAAAAUGAAACAAAUUUUGUUGUGGUGUUUUCUUUUAGUUUCUGUUAAUGGAAAAAUAUUCAGCAAUUUAAAAACAGAAAAAAUUUGCGAAAUUCCAAAAGAUAUUGAUUUCCCAGAAUGUGAAAAUAAAGUUUUGUGGAUGAAAGCUAAUUGGAAAACAAAUCCAUUGUAUAUAGCGAAUGGAGUUGACGGUUCCCUUUGUUCAAUAAUAAAUUAUUUGAGUGAGGUUGAAACAAUUUGUCCUUGCUCCGUACCUAAUGACGAAAGCUAUCUAUCAUGUAACGCAAGUGCAUUGUGGAUGAAAAAUAAUUGGAAAUUUAAUUCAGUUUAUAAAAUGUAUGGAGUUGAUGGAUCGAUGUGUUCAAUACUUUACCAUAUUAGUCAGAUCGAAAAAAAAUGUCCGAAAGAAAAUUGUAGAAUUGUAAACAACCACAUCUUUCCACUGUGCAAAAAGAGAGUACUGUGGAUGCAAGCGUAUUGGAAAACAAAUCCGAUUUAUAAGUUAAAAGGAGUCGAUGGAAGCAAGUGUUCAAUAGUCAAUUACCUCAGUAAAGUUGAAAAAGUUUGCCCAUGUAAUACACCUAACCACCCAUUAUGUCAAGAUAGAAUCUUGGAAAUGGUAACAAACUCAAAUUGGAAAAGAGUACCUUUCUAUAUUGAACGUGGGUACGAUGGCAGUUUAUGUUCUAUUCUUUCCUGGUUAACUAAGGUUGAAAAAAUAUGCCCAUUGCUGUAAACAAAUCCGAUAUUCUACAACCCGUUGUUCUUAAAUCAGGAACAUUAUGGUGAUUAUCAACAGUAGCUGAAAGUGCAAUAGUAGUACGAACAAUGGCAAAUAUUGAUUCGAAAUACAUUCUUGCUUCUGAACAAUGGUAGAUGUUGAUUUGAAAUUGUAUUAAUUGUAUUUUAUGAGUUUUUUGUUGAAAGUAUUUUUUCUUUA